UCUUGCGCUUCACUGUUUUCCUUAUCAAAGUGAUUCCAGUCACGCAAUCAUCGCUGUUAUGAUGGAUUAUCAGUGUCACUCAGGUACUCGUGCCUAUCUCUAGUAGACAGGGUUCAGGCACUGUGCUAUAUUCAGUAUGCUAGUGUUUCUUUUUAAACAUAGCCAGUCAUUUGUUUGGCAAAUCCGCUUGGUGAAUUGCAGAAAUGGCGCACAGCAGUUUUAAGAUGUUUGUAGCAAAGCCUUUCUUGCAAAGGCAUGUCUUUUUUUUUCUUUUGGUCUUUGAGUGGAGGAUUUUGUUGCUUUGCUUCUCUAAGUGUCAGUGUGAAAACGGGCAACGUGAGCCACUCACAGUCCUAAGAGCUUGUUUACCUGCUCACUUAAUCCUCUGGGCUAAUCUGAAUUCAGGAUUUAGGGCGCUGCGGUGCGCCGUGCGUGCUCUGGCACGCUGGGCUAGAAACCGUGCCAGCGGCGAGCGCUAAACGUCUCUCUCUGAACAGGUGUCGGUUCUGCCUUGGAGAGUGGAAGAGGCCGCGCUGGGACCAAACUCUUCCAGGAUUUCCAGAUGCUCAGCAGAAUCUGGACCCAUCCGUGGUGCCUCCAGCUGGACUAUAUCAGUAAAGAAAACAAGGGAUACUUCGACGAGGACAGUAUGGAGGAGUUCAUCGCCUCAGAGACAGAGGAGUCCUCCAUGAGUUUGACCUCUGAAGAUGAGAAGCCCAAAAGAAAGAAGAAACGAGGCAAAGGGAAAGAGCAGAGCUCAGACAAGUCCGACAGCGAUGACCUGGAAGUGAUUAAGGAGUGGAACACCAGCUCUCGUGGAGGAAACCCUGAGGGGCGCAACAGAGCAGAGCCUGUGGAAGAGGUUCGGGCGUCAAACUCAGGUCCUGGCAGCCCAUCCCCUGACUGGUACAAAGAGUUUGUGACCGAGACAGAUUCUGAGGUGCUGGAGCAUUCUGGGAAAAUUGUGCUGCUUUUUGAGAUCCUCCGCAUGGCUGAAGAAUUGGAAGAAAAAGUGUUGGUGUUCAGCCAGUCUCUCAUUUCUCUGGACCUCAUUGAAGAUUUCCUGGAGUUGGCAGGCAGAGCCAAAGAGGAAGGCAAGCUUUCGCCGUACAAAGGUGAGGGCAAGUGGUUCAGAAACAUUGACUACUAUCGUCUAGAUGGUUCAACGAGCGCCAUGACCAGGAAGAAAUGGGCAGAGGAGUUCAAUGACACCAGUAAUGUUCGGGGGCGAUUGUUCAUCAUCUCAACCAGAGCUGGCUCUCUUGGGAUCAACUUGGUAGCUGCAAACAGGGUCAUAAUUUUCGACGCCUCAUGGAACCCAUCCUACGACAUUCAGAGUAUAUUCAGAGUCUAUCGCUUUGGCCAAGUGAAGACCGUGUUUGUCUACAGGUUUUUGGCUCAGGGAACCAUGGAGGAGAAGAUCUAUGACCGACAGAUCGCCAAACAGUCGCUGUCCUUCAGAGUUGUGGACCAGCAGCAGAUUGAGCGUCAUUUUACCAUGAACGAACUGACGGAGCUGUACGCAUUUGAGCCCGACCAGCUGGACGAUCCUUCGGAGAAGAAGAGCAAGCGGGCCACACCCAUGCUGCCCAAGGAUCCUUUCCUGGCAGAACUCCUUCACAGUUACAAAGAUCAUAUCGUCGGCUACCACGAGCAUGACUCUUUGCUGGACCACAAGGAGGAAGAGGCACUGAGUGAGGAAGAUCGCAAGGCAGCCUGGGCCGAAUAUGAAGCCGAAAAGAAGGGUCUGUCCAUGCAUUUGAACCAGCCGUCCUAUUCUCAAAUGGCCGUGGGAGCAGGAGCAAACUCUUACUUCCCCUUCAACAUGGCUGCCUUGGCCUCCAUGAGCAACCAACAGUUGGAGGAUUUGAUUUACCAGGGCAGGCAGAAAGUGAUGGAAGCCGCUAACGCUCUGAAGUCAGUGCCCAGGGAACCAAUGGAGGACAUCAUCGCGCAGGUGUGGAAGGAGAAUCCGAGUUUACCCGAGGCCCAGGUUCAAUCCAUGGCUCUUGGGAGGCAGGCCGGCUACGAGCUGGAAAUCAAACACAGGGAGGCUGUUUACCGUGAUGUCCUCGGCAAGCAACAAACUCUGAUGAUGUACGUGCAGAAGGUGAUCGCCAACCGUAAGGUGCAGGAGCAGCAGCUGGCCAUGGCGAGGCAGGGUCUGCUGCUCAAUCAGCUGGCCAUGCAGAACGGUCUUGGGGCCCCUAUGAAUCAGAUGGAUCUGCUGGGGUUGUACCAGCAGCUCGGGGCGCUCCAGGGCCUCCCCUCCGCACAGCUGGGCAAGAACCCGGGCCCGUCUAAGGGCCUGUAGAUGCCUCCGCCCCUCGGUGUACACACAGCUGGACUGAUACAGCCAGGACACCUACUUGAGCUCCUCGGUAACGAGAGGGGAUCCUGGGACUUUCUUAAAGGGGUUUUUGGCAGUGCAGUUUGUCAUUUUGUGUGUAUAUAGCCUUAAUGUUGUUCAAUUUUUUUUUUUUUUCCCUCUCUCACGUAUUUAAGAUUGAAGAAGAUAUUAUCCCCAAAUGCUUUUAGGCAUUGCAGGUUUCUUUCCCCUUAAAUAAGGGACGUGCAUAUAUAAAUAAUUAUAUUGCAAUGAAAACAGCGUGACUGAGGAGGGACCAUAGCGUUUCUGUUCUAAAGCCCCCGUAAAUACUAUCUACGCUAAUAUCUUCCUAGUAGUGGAUUGUCAUUGGUACUUUGCUAGCCAGUGCUCCAGAGACACUGCAGCGGACACCUUAAAUGUAUCGUCAAGUCAAAUGGCCUUAUAUCAAGCAGCUAGAUCUCUUCUAAUGUUUUAAAACCCCUUUUUCUAAUCUGCUUUUAGGUAUUUAAACUCGUUGUUGCUAAUCAUGCUAUGGAAUGUCUGUGUUGUUAAAACUGCUUGCUGAAUUCCUCCGGACUUUUGUAACAUCAGACUUCUCGUUGUAGUGUUGCCUAGCAUAUUGUUGUGAGUACUGUUCAUAAUUUCUUUUUCUGUUUAUUUUUCUGUUUCUUUUCCCCACUUGCAUUGGGAUUGCGCCUGAGUUGGCGUGUGGCG
Sinocyclocheilus rhinocerous is the source of this 3043-nucleotide messenger RNA. Its product is annotated as transcriptional regulator ATRX-like. Gene Ontology annotation, molecular function: ATP hydrolysis activity. The record is from RefSeq and is a predicted model, not a curated record. The coding region runs from base 563 to 2314 and encodes 583 amino acids. NCBI's taxonomy places the organism in Eukaryota, Metazoa, Chordata, Actinopteri, Cypriniformes, Cyprinidae. The transcript is spliced from 13 exons. Gene Ontology annotation, cellular component: nucleus.